AUGGGUCGCGAGCACCUUAGCAACGAAGAGUUCUUCGCCCAACUCGGCAACCUCUUCGAACACAACCGCAAAAAGGGCCAUGGCACCGUCUACCUCACACAAAAGCGCCUAGCCUUCGACUCGGCAUCUGUACCCCCGUCACCUCAAAAAGUUGCAGAUGAUCCGUUAUGGGAUACUCACCCUGAGACUCCAUUACCUAUCCUGAUUCGCGCGCACAACAACAAAAGCGACAAGAAGGCAGGUACAGACCGCAAGGAUGUUGACAAGAUUGUCCUGAGCACAGUCGUCAAGCCGGAUGACUUGGACGGGUUUUACGUACGAUAUGCGGAAGCAUGCAAGACAGGCAUGAGCGGAUUGAAGAAGAGGGACCGAAAGAAGGGCAAGAAGGAUAAGAAAAAGAAGAAGGUGGCAGUAUGAGGAUCGGAACCAUGAAGCUCACACGGAAUCACGACAUCAGUAUAAAAAAUGCGGUUGGAGACUGCCUCGCAAUAAGGCUUGCCCAGCAGCAAGUAAACGGGGACAUGAAAAUGGCGCAUGACGGAAUAACCGAAUUAUGCAUACUGUCUACCUAACGACACAAGCAUGGGCUAUGUAUGGCUAAAUAAUGCAAUAUACCCACAAG
Molecule: messenger RNA, 622 nt
Organism: Parastagonospora nodorum SN15
Lineage: Eukaryota; Fungi; Ascomycota; Dothideomycetes; Pleosporales; Phaeosphaeriaceae
Exons: 2
Coding region: 1-417 (138 amino acids)
Biological process (GO): SRP-dependent cotranslational protein targeting to membrane
Cellular component (GO): signal recognition particle, endoplasmic reticulum targeting
Molecular function (GO): 7S RNA binding; endoplasmic reticulum signal sequence receptor activity
Source: RefSeq, a predicted model, not a curated record